This is a messenger RNA of Chiloscyllium plagiosum (whitespotted bambooshark), 659 nucleotides long. The record is from RefSeq and is a predicted model, not a curated record. NCBI's taxonomy places the organism in Eukaryota, Metazoa, Chordata, Chondrichthyes, Orectolobiformes, Hemiscylliidae.
AACCCAUGGAAAGAUAGUGUGUAGGUACUCGGAAUAACAUAGUGAAACCGAAGUUGAUCUCCUUUCUUCUUGUUUCAGGAACUAGGACACUGCACCGACUGAACAUGAGUUUCUUCAGUAUGAUGCGUAAAAGGAAAGAGCUGAUCCCUAUUGCUGGUCUGAUGGCUAUCGCCGCGUCCGGGGCUACCACCGUCUCCAUUUACUUCCUCCUCACCAAACCUGACGUCAUACUCAAUAAGACGGGAAAUCCUACUCCCUGGGAAAACGUGGACCCCAAAAAACCGCAGAAGCUGCUAACGAUUAACCAGAAGUGGGAGCCAGUGGAGGAGGUCCAGAUAUUGAAGCGUUACAGCAAGUAAUGGAGCAGACUGUCUCAUCAGUACUGAAUGUUUCACUGAUUCCUGACCUGAAAUUCCACUGGAGAGGAACAGCAACAUUUCUGUUUGAGUUUUAGGAUUAAAAAUUGUCAAUUUCUACCCCAACAAUUCCUCCCUCUCUUCCUCCCUCUCUUAACUUGUGCCUUUGUCUUCAGGAUGAGUGGCUGCACAACAGGAUGGGCAGAUAUGAAACAGCAACGUGUGUAUUUUCACUCAAACUAUUCUACUGAUAAGAUCUAUAAGCCAAUACAUUACUAUAAAAUAAAUUGUGUCUAAUUUAAA